Hyaloscypha bicolor E is the source of this 1019-nucleotide messenger RNA. Its product is annotated as flavo protein-like protein oxygenase. Gene Ontology annotation, molecular function: FMN binding. The transcript has 3 exons. The record is from RefSeq and is a predicted model, not a curated record. Lineage: Eukaryota; Fungi; Ascomycota; Leotiomycetes; Helotiales; Hyaloscyphaceae. The coding region runs from base 86 to 964 and encodes 292 amino acids.
GUUGACUGUCUUGAAUUCUCGUCUCCCGCAUUCCUUGUGUCGCCUCCGGAAUCCCGGUCGAACCUUCCCAACAUCAACAACCAAAAUGUCUCGAACAGACGCCGAGAAGCACAUCCAACGCAACCCGCACCCUGAUUUCAAGAAGGUCGAAAGCAGCAGGGAAAACUGGGACGACUCGCUCAAAUGGAAUCUCAAGCAGACAAUUAAACCAGACUGGAAGUACGGAGACGGAGCGAACGAUGGGGGAGCAAGCCUCAAGCUCCCACACAUUUCCAUUGAUCCUUACGAGGAAGGACGUCCGGCUGUAGCAAACUACAAGUUAUUAAUCUCCGGUAUCAUUCCGCGACCAAUUGGCUUCAUCAGCACCCGUUCUACAGACGGAAGUUCCACGAACCUUGCGCCGUUCAGCUACUUUCAGGUCAUCAACCACGAUCCGCCGUUAUUUACUGUCGGAUACGCUGGGGGCUUUGAUAAUGCGAAAGACUCGUUGAGGAACUUGACGGAGUCUGGGGAGUGUGUGAUCAACAUCAUUUCGGAGCAUUUCAUAGAAGCGGCAAACUCGACGAGUAUCAAUGCGCCUUAUGGCGAGUCUGAAUGGAGCUUAAGUGGCUUAACCCCAGAGAAGUGUAAGACGGUCAAGGCGAGCAGAGUCAAGGAAGCCAUCUUUUCCGUAGAGGGCAAGUUGGAUUUCACGAAAGAGUAUGAAAGUAAGGCAACUCCGGGCAAGAAGACCGGCGUACUUGCUGUGAUUGAAGGGACGCAUUUCUGGGUCAGAGAGGAUGCAGUUAAUGCGGAGAAGAAUUUGAUUGACCCUGCUAUUUUGCGACCCAUGAGCAGACUGGGUGGAAUUACUUAUGGAAGAACAACUGAAGGCGUGGAAAUCCCAAGACCCGAUUGGGAAGAAACCGUUGUCAAGAAUGAGGAAGCAAAGAAGCUCGUCAAGCCAAAAGUAGAUGGCCAGUGAAUAAUUAUAGACAUUAGAACAGAAUAGAGUCCAAACUUUCAUUAAAUGAUUCUCG